Molecule: messenger RNA, 2345 nt
Organism: Diceros bicornis minor
Lineage: Eukaryota; Metazoa; Chordata; Mammalia; Perissodactyla; Rhinocerotidae
Gene: C5AR1
Product: complement C5a receptor 1
Exons: 2
Coding region: 176-1234 (352 amino acids)
Biological process (GO): complement receptor mediated signaling pathway; inflammatory response; phospholipase C-activating G protein-coupled receptor signaling pathway
Cellular component (GO): plasma membrane
Molecular function (GO): complement component C5a receptor activity; G protein-coupled receptor activity
Source: RefSeq, a predicted model, not a curated record
GUGCCCAUAAAGGAGUCCCAGAUAGGGUGUCCAGUGUGCAGACCAAUGAGAACCCCAGAGGCGACAGAUGGGUCAUUUCCUCCCUGGUUAUCUGCACCCUCCCUUGGGGCCUUAAAAACCACAGCCCUCAGGCAGGAGGGAUCUCAGAUCAACGGGGAACCCAGGAGACCUGAAUAUGGACCCCAUGGAUAACAGCACCCCUGACUACUCCCAUUAUGACGGCACGAGCAAUGAACCCGGGACACCUGUGGACAACCCUUCCGGCACCCCAACUCUGAGUGUUCCAGAUAUCAUUGCCCUGGUCAUCUUUGCGGCCGUCUUCGUGGUGGGAGUGCCGGGCAACGCCCUGGUGGUCUGGGUGACAGGGUCCGAGGCCAGGCGAACCGUCAACGCCAUCUGGUUUCUCAACCUGGCCGUGGCUGACCUCCUCUCCUGCCUGGCGCUGCCCAUCUUGUUUGCGUCCAUCAUCCUGCACGGCCACUGGCCCUUCGGCGGGGCUGCCUGCCGCGUCCUGCCCUCUCUGAUCCUGCUCAACAUGUACGCCAGCAUCCUGCUCCUGGCCACCAUCAGCGCCGACCGCUUUGUGCUGGUGGUGAAUCCCGUCUGGUGCCAGAACUACCGGGGGGCCGGCUUGGCCUGGACCGCCUGUGCUGGGGCCUGGGGCUUGGCUCUGCUGCUCACCACGCCCUCUUUCUUGUACCGCUCCUUGCGUGAGGAGCACUUUCCUUACAAGUUGAGGUGUGGUGUGGACUACGGCCAAGACGGCUACGGGAAAGAGAGGGCCGUGGCCAUCAUUCGGCUGGUCGUGGGCUUCCUGGGUCCGCUGGUCACCCUUGCCAUCUGUUACACCUUCCUCCUGAUCCGAGCCUGGAGCCGCAGUGCCACACGCUCCACCAAGACCCUCAAGGUGGUGGUGGCAGUGGUGACCAGUUUCUUCGUCUUCUGGCUGCCCUACCAGGUGACGGGGAUGAUGCUAGCCUUCCUCCACAAGAGCCACCACGGCUUCAGUCUCGUGACCAAUGUCGACGCCCUGUGCGUCUCCUUGGCUUACGUCAACUGUUGCAUUAAUCCCAUCAUCUAUGUGGUCGCUGCCCAGGGCUUCCAGUCGAGGUUCCUCAAGACCCUCCCCUCCGUUCUCCGGAAAGUGUUGACCGAGGAGACUGUGAGCAGGGAGUCGAGGUCCUACACGCUCUCCACGAUGGACACUCCAUCCCAGAAGAUCCAGGCCGCGUAAGGGGAGCCCUCCCAGGCCACCAUCUGCCCCGGGAUCCUCACCUGCCUUCCCGUCUAUUUUCUCUGUUGAUUUUAACUCAGCCCUUGGUGAGGUGGUGGUGUUUUCAUGAAGUCUUCUCCAUUUCUUCCAUCUUUCCCGGACUUGUCCUUCCCCUUCUAGACGAACUCUUCUCAUCCGUCCUCAUUUCCCAGGUUAACACUUCCUUCUAGGGACCCCCGACCUUUCUUUCCAUCCAUGGACUUUGAAAAACCACCAGGAACCAGUCUGCAGCCCCUCAUCCAGCAAUAUGUUUGUGUGUGCAGAGAGUGUGAAUAGAAUAUAUUGGAUACAUAGACUCCAGAUGCGUAGAAACAUUCUAACCUUGUUCAAAAAAUAGCUGUGUGUUUAUUUUCUGGAGAGUUGGGAAAAAAAAGUAACCGGCUUCUCAAAACUUAUUCUUGUUUAGGACAAAGCAGAAGGACAUGGGCCUAUCUAAGCUUUUAUAAGUGAGUUGAUUUGAACAAAAACAGUAAGUUAAAAUGAUAAUUGGGUUUUGAAAAAGAUAUUAAGUAAAAACAUGUCAUGUGGUUAUGGCGAAAAGCCUGAGGAAGGCAUGCUGAAGACAGAGGUUCGGAAACGUUUGGUUGAGCACCUCCAAGCACCAGGGUCACAGGAGAAUUUGACUUUUUACUUUGUAAACUGGUGUUUUGUUUGAAUCUUUUGAAAAAAAUUAAACUUUUUCUUUUGAGAUCAUUGUAGACUCACAUGCAAUUGUAAAUAAUAAUACAGAGGCAUCCUGUGUAGCCUCGACCUGCUUCCCUCCAUAGGAACAUCUUGCAAAAAGACAUUGCAACAUCACAGCCAGGAUGUUGACGCUGAGAUUGUCGAGGUACAGGACACUUUCUUCACCCCCGGGAUCCCUUGCCCUUUUCUAGACACUUCCACUUCCCUCCACCCUCCCCAGUGUUGUCCCCAGCCCCUGGCAAUGACGAAUCUGCUGUCCAUCUCUAGAGUUUUGUCCUUUCAAGAACGCUAUAUCAAUGGAAUAAUACAGCAUGUAACCUUUUGAAUUGCAAAAAAAACUAGUAUGUAUCACUUGAAUAAUGAAAAUAAAAAAUAAUCAAUGUUGAAA